AUGUCGUUGGCGAGCGUGUUCGGGCGUCCGGCUGACGUUUCGGGCGCGGACGUGGGACGGCGGGCGGGCGGUGAUUCCACGUCCAGUCCGAACGACCUGAGCGCGGUGUUCGAGAUCGCGGCCGGGAUGCCGUUCGCGACCAAGGAACAGAUUGGAGACGGGCUGCAGGCGCUGAGUGAGGCGUGGCCGGUGGUGUUCGCGACGCUUGUCGCGGUGUUCUACGUCGCGUGGCAUCCUAGAAUCGGGUCACUCGCCAGGGGGGUCCGGGCACAGGUCUUAGGGAGCGGAUGGAACGGGGCGCAGUGGUACUGGACCACGGUGAGCACUAUGGUGACGGUGCGCUCUAUUUUGAUCUGGUUGGCGCACAGGAACGUGGUGGUGAGACGAGCGGUCGAGUUCGCGGGACUCGCCAUGGCGCUGGACGCCAGACGAGGACGCAAGCGUUCAGGAGAUAAGGAGAAGGAAAAAGCGCGACGAUGUCAUUCGGACAAGUACGCAUCGAUGGGACAAGAACCGACCACGUUUCCGAGCGGGGUAACGGACGUGGUGCAGCCUGCGGAUUACGAACGGUUCAAGUCGCGCGUCGCGUGCCUUCCAGGAAGCUUGCCCACCGAAGAAACCGGAGAGUGGCAAGCGGUGAUGGAGAGGACCGACGAGGCGACCCAGUGUCAUUACAAAGCCUGGAGGCAUAUUUUGCCGUACGGUGGCACGGAAUAUCUCUCUCGAAGCGUGUUCGAAAACGCCACUGCGGAGGAAAUUUGUGACUUUUACAACUCCGACAUCACUCGGGACAAGUGGGACGCGUUGCUCUUAAAGCAACACCCCAUCGAAAAGGAUCCUCGCACGGGUGCGGAGAUCUUGUUCUGGGAGCGUCAACUUCCAGUCAUUAGCAAUCGCGAUUAUGUCUUUAGCCGACGUACGUGGAAGGAUGGUGACUACUACUUCACCAUCACCAGGGGUAUGCAUCAUCCAAAGCACCCAGAGAGCUCCAAAGUCAUCAGAGUGGAUCCGUAUUUCAGCGCUUGGCGCAUGCGAACUAUUCCAGGCAAAGAACCGGGGACGUUCGCCGGUGAAUGCAUUUUACUUCACUUUGAGGAGCAAAAAGUCCAGCAGGAUAUUGCACGAAUGGCUGUGCGUCACGGAAUGUGGGGCGUGGUGAGAAAUCUGUGCCGAGGCUUCCGUGACUUCCAAAACGAGCGUAAUCAAGACGAGGCGAUGCAAGACGCUGGUGGCGUAAGCGCGCGACGAUAUGUCGAUUUGAGCAAAAUGCCAAGUGGCUUGAAGAAGCGCCUGAAGAAAGCUAUUGGUUUCGCGUUUCCCGUCCUCCUGGGCGUCCUGCUCGCGCAGCAAGGUACGGGCAACGUCUUUGACGUCGUGACGCACGCUCGACGUGGUUUCAUCAUUGUGUCUCACCGUCGUCGCGCUUUAAAGGCGAUCAAAACCGUUGGCGUCGUCGCCGCCGCAAAGGUUGCGGAGCGCGUAGCCGAGGACGACGCGGAGGACGACAGCAUCACUCUUCAGCACGUGUAA
Messenger RNA from Ostreococcus tauri, 1530 nucleotides. RefSeq names its product START-like domain. The record is from RefSeq and is a predicted model, not a curated record. The transcript has a single exon. NCBI's taxonomy places the organism in Eukaryota, Viridiplantae, Chlorophyta, Mamiellophyceae, Mamiellales, Bathycoccaceae. Gene Ontology annotation, molecular function: lipid binding. Bases 1 to 1530 code for a protein of 509 amino acids.